AUGUCUUCAAGUGACUUAGACGUAAAGGAUCAAGGUUUGAUGCAAAUUGCAUCAGACGACCUCAAUGAUAACGCCAAGCAAUUGCACGGUACUACCGACACCAACAGAGUCGAAGCUGACGUUACCUUCAAGGCUUACAUGAUGUGUGCCUUUGCCUCCUUUGGUGGUAUCUUCUUCGGUUACGAUUCUGGUUAUAUUUCCGGUGUCAUGGGUAUGGAAUAUUUCAUUGAUACCUUCCAAAAGGACCAAAGAGAUAAGCCAAAGUCUGAAAAGUCCUUACCAUCUUCCAGAAAGUCGUUGAUCACUUCUAUUUUGUCUGCCGGUACUUUCUUUGGUGCCAUCAUUGCUGGUGACUUGGCUGAUUGGUAUGGUAGAAGAUUGACCAUUAUUGCCGGUUGUUUUAUUUUUAUGAUUGGUGAUAUUUUGCAAGUUGCUUCCUCCAGUUUGGGUUUGUUGGUUGCCGGCCGUUUGGUGUCUGGUUUUGGUGUGGGAUUUGUCUCCGCUAUUAUUAUCUUGUAUAUGUCUGAAAUUGCCCCAAGAAAGGUUAGAGGUGCUUUGGUCUCUGGUUACCAAUUCUGUAUUACUCUUGGUUUGUUAAUUGCUUCUUGUGUCAACUAUGGAACUGAAAAGUUGAACACCUCUGCAUCGUACAGAAUUCCAAUUGGUUUGCAAUUGUUGUGGGCAUUGAUCUUAGGUAUUGGUUUAUUCUUCUUGCCAGAAUCUCCAAGAUUUUUUGUUAAAAAGGGUAACGUUGCCAAGGCUAGGGAAGUUUUGGCCAGAUUAAGAGAUCAACCUUUAGAGUCUCCUCAAAUUGAAGAUGAAUUGGCUGAAAUUGUUGCUAACCAUGAAAUUGAAAAGAAGUUGAUUCCACAAGACUCUUACUGGAGCUCUUGGGCUGCUUGUUUCGAAGGUUCCAUCACUAACAACUCCUCUAACCUCAGAAGAACCAUCUUGGGUAUGUCCUUGCAAAUGAUGCAACAAUUCACCGGUGUUAACUUUAUCUUCUACUUUGGUACUACCUUCUUCCAAGAAUUAGGAACCAUUUCCAAUGCUUUCUUGAUUUCUUUAAUCACCACCUUGGUCAACGUUUGUUCGACUCCUAUAUCCUUCUGGACCAUUGAAAGAUUCGGUCGUAGAACCAUUUUAAUCUGGGGUGCCAUUGGUAUGGCUAUUUGUGAAUUCAUUGCUGCUAUCGUUGGUACCGCCAAGGAAGGUGACAAGAAUGCAAUGAAGGCAGUUAUUUCUUUCAUCUGUAUCUAUAUCUUCUUCUUUGCUUCCACUUGGGGUCCUGGUGCCUGGGUUGUUAUUGGUGAAAUCUUCCCAUUGCCAAUCAGAUCUAGAGGUGUUGGUUUGUCCACUGCUUCCAACUGGUUCUGGAACUGUAUCAUUACCGUCAUCACUCCUUAUAUGGUUGGUACCGAUCAAGGUAACUUGGGUGCUAAGGUCUUUUUCAUCUGGGGUGGCUUGUGUACUUGUUGUAUUGUCUAUGCUUACUUUUUGGUUCCAGAAACCAAGGGUUUGUCUUUGGAACAAGUUGACAGAAUGAUGGAAGAAACUAACCCAAGAGGAUCUGCCAAGUGGAGACCAACCACCACCUAUGCUCAAGAAGUUGGUUUGGUUGACGCUGCUAAGGCUGACGUUGAACACAAGGUCUAG
This is a messenger RNA of Lizanozyma spartinae, 1656 nucleotides long. Its product is annotated as sugar porter family MFS transporter. Gene Ontology annotation, biological process: carbohydrate transport; transmembrane transport. Lineage: Eukaryota; Fungi; Ascomycota; Pichiomycetes; Serinales; Debaryomycetaceae. Gene Ontology annotation, molecular function: carbohydrate:proton symporter activity. The transcript has a single exon. Gene Ontology annotation, cellular component: membrane. The record is from RefSeq and is a predicted model, not a curated record. The coding region runs from base 1 to 1656 and encodes 551 amino acids.